AUGAUCCUAUCAGGUUACAGUUAUAAGUUGCGAUACAAACCAGGCCGGGACAUCGGUAAUGCAGAUGCCCGCAGUCGAUUACCCUUACAACUACCGUCGACAACUGAGGAAGAACAACAAGAGACAACUCAAUUCUUACAGCAACUGGAAUCGUCACCUGUAUUGGCAAGAGAUGUUAGAAGAUGGACAGAACAAGACCCUAUACUGUCUAAGGUACAAUAUUAUGUUCACCAUGGUUGGCCUAAUAAACCACUAAUCGAAGCGUUAACUCCUUACUGGCGAAAAGCAAGUCACUUAUCUAUAGAAGAGGGAUGCGUAUUAUGGGGAUACAGGAUGAUUGUACCACCACAAGGGCAACAAGUUUUGGAAGAGUUACAUGCUGGUCAUCCUGGUGUGGCGCGGAUGAAAGGCUUAGCCAGAAUGAUAGUCUGGUGGCCAGGACUAGAUGGGGACAUCGAACGCACGAUCCAAGGUUGUUCUAGUUGUCAAGAAACAAGGAAUGCACCAUCAAAAGCUUCAUUGCAUCCCUGGAUGAGGGAGCAUGUGGACUACGCUGGACCCUUGCUAGGGAAAAUGUUUCUUGUACUCAUUGACGCACACUCGAAGUGGAUGGAAGUAGAACCUGUAGAAUCAGCGACGACAAAAGCUACGAUGGAAAAGUUAAGAAAAAAUUUUCUCAACUCAGGGAAUUCCUGA
Molecule: messenger RNA, 696 nt
Organism: Corticium candelabrum
Lineage: Eukaryota; Metazoa; Porifera; Homoscleromorpha; Homosclerophorida; Plakinidae
Exons: 1
Coding region: 1-696 (231 amino acids)
Molecular function (GO): nucleic acid binding
Source: RefSeq, a predicted model, not a curated record